Messenger RNA from Monodelphis domestica (gray short-tailed opossum), 2353 nucleotides. RefSeq names its product BRCA2 and CDKN1A interacting protein (gene BCCIP). Gene Ontology annotation, cellular component: nucleus. Lineage: Eukaryota; Metazoa; Chordata; Mammalia; Didelphimorphia; Didelphidae. The record is from RefSeq and is a predicted model, not a curated record.
GGAGCCGCCCAAACCCCGCCCGCGCUCUCUCCUACGUCUGGGGCCCCCUCUCUCCCUCAUAUUAAUGAGCCGGCCCGGAAGCACCUAACCCGGAAGCGGUUGUACUGGGACGGGGAGCAGAGCAGCAUGGCGUCCCAGGCUAAGAGGCGGGCUCUGGGCAGCAGGCACCCGCGGCCGCUCGUAGCCCGGGUCAAAAAGGAGGAAGAGGAACGCGAGGAGGCGACGGAAGAGGACACGGACGAGAGCGGCGGCAGCGAUGAGGAGGACGAAGAGGACGAGCUCGUCAACCAGGAGGUUACCGUGGACUUCGAGGCCCGCUCUAUCUCCGAGGCCGACUGUGAUGGGAUCCAGAAGCUGCUGCGGCAGCUCUUCCUGAAGGCCCCGGUGAACGUAGCAGAGCUGGCGGCGAUCCUGGCCCAGCAGAGCCCCAUUGGGAGCGUCAUCCAGCAAACAGAUGUUCCAGAAGAAAGUGAUGAGGAAGAUGGUGAAGAAGAGGAGAUUUUUGGUUUCAUAAGCCUUUUGAACUUAACCGAAAGAAAGGGUACUGAAUGUGCUGAACAGAUUAAAGAGUUGAUUCUGAGCCUGUGUGAGAAGAACUGUGAGCAGAGCAUGGCUGAACAGCUGGAGAAGCUCCUGAAUGAUCCCACUAAGCCUGUGGGCUUUCUGCUAAGUGAAAGAUUCAUUAAUGUCCCACCACAGAUCGCUCUGCCAAUGCACCAGCAGCUCCAGAAGGAGCUCAAAGAGGCACGCCAGGCCAACCAGCCUUGUGGCAAGUGCUCGUACUACCUCAUGAUCAGUAAGACAUACCAAGAGGCCCCCAGGAACUCCAGAAAGAAAGGGAAUGGGUCCCAGAAAGAAGAGCUCAUGUUUGCGAAUGCAGAGGAGGAAUUCUUCUAUGAGGAAGCCCUUCUGAGGUUCAGCUACUCGGUGCAGGAGGAGAGUGACACGGCGUUGGGAGGCAGAUGGUCUUUUGAUGAUGCGCCCAUGAAGCCCCUCCGGACAGUCAUGCUCAUUCCAGCCAGCAAGAUGAGCGCAGUCAUGGACACGCUGAAGGAGUAUCUGUCCAUCUAGCCCGCUCUUUUUACAAUGCUUUCUGAUGAACUUUGGACACUUGCUUUAGAACCCCAACCUUGUGUCUUACAAUCAAUACUGCGUAUAAGUUCCAAGGCAGAGGAGUGAGUGCUAAGGCUAGGCAAUGGGGGUCACCAAGCUAGGAAGCGUCUGAGGCCAGAUUGGAACCCAGGACCUCCUGACUAUCCCCUGUGCCACCUGGCUGCUCCCCACAUCUGAUGUCUUAUCACCCUGUGUGGAAAGACGGUUCCCUCACCGGCUCUUAGUAGGUUUUUGAAAAUCCUUUUCCAUUUGGGCCAAAUGUACCUUCGGCUUGGGACUGGUGCGUUAAGAGCUCAUUACUUCAAAGGAAAACCGGACACACGGGUUAGGAAUUUAAAACCAGCAACGCCUGUUUAUUCUGGUCGCUUUAAUGAUGUACAAAGUGAUCUCGGCCUAGUGCUUUCUCUGGCCUCCUAUGAAAUCUCGGUACAUCUUUCGCGUUGGCAAACCGUUACAGUGAUUAACUUUGGGGUGUUUAUUGCACAUCCUGUUUCAGUGGGUACUGAAUAGAAUUAAGGUAAAAAAGUCAUUGGAUAACGCAUCUUGCUUCAGCAGACGCUUCCGGGCACUCUUCGCAGAGCUUCUCUUUGUUUUUCUGUUCCUUCUUCGUUGUGGGAAUGGGUGCCAAGUGGUUGAUUACUUGCUGCAGAAUGUCCUUGCUUUCACUAGGAGGCAGGUUGCUGAAGAAAUACUGCGGUGCCAGCUCCAUAAACCUGGGGAGGAAAGAACGAGCCGCAGCUCCUUAGAGGGCCGUGCAAGCUCAGGCUCCGCUUCCAGACCCCGUGGGGGGCCUGAAGUGCACCAGAGACCAACCUGGGGCCUGUUCUCAAAGGCUCAUCUUGGCAGGCUUUGUAGGGACCGGUCAGGGUCCGAACAGCAGAGCUCUUGGCCUCUCUGGCUUUGGGGGAGAGUUCUUAAUCUUUUGGAGCUUCCCCCUCCCUCUCCCCUUCAGAAGACUUUAAACUACAUGAGUGAGGAAAGCAGUGAUGCCGACUUUAUAAAGAGAUCAUGUUCACAGGGCCAGGCAAAGAAGGCCUGCUUUGGCUUCACCAAGUGUUUGGGGAACGGAUGCCCUUGAAAGCCAGUAACGGUGGGUGGCGUCUAGCGCCCGGCUGGGAGAAAAGAGUUUCUAUUUUCUUAGACAGCUUCUGCCUCUGGUUGGUCGAGUUGGCUAGUUUGGGCCAAAAAUGUUCAAAAAAAGCUUUUCUCAUGAAUUCUUAAUAAAGCGUCACACGAAUAA